This is a messenger RNA of Macrosteles quadrilineatus (aster leafhopper), 714 nucleotides long. RefSeq lists its product as uncharacterized. Bases 101 to 694 code for a protein of 197 amino acids. The record is from RefSeq and is a predicted model, not a curated record. The transcript has a single exon. NCBI's taxonomy places the organism in Eukaryota, Metazoa, Arthropoda, Insecta, Hemiptera, Cicadellidae.
ACAACACAAAUAUUUAUUACAAAACCACGAAAUUUGGAAAGCUACAAACAUUUGUAAAGAUGAUUUUGAAAAGUAUUUCAAUGAAACUUCACUGGAAAACAUGAAGCAAGAAGAUGUUGAAAAGGGGUUUACAAUAUUAGCUGAAAUAGUGUACAACUAUUUUAAAACACCCUUAGUUGUGUUGGUAGACGACUAUGACAUUAUUAUAGACGCACCAGUUUCAGAAGACUGCCGAGAUUCAGUUUACAAUUUUACUAUCGAUAUGUAUAAUCGAAUUAUAGAAUCGAAAUACGUUAGUCGAGUUAUAAUUACAGGGUCUUUACUUCGUGGGGGGCUUCCAUACUCGCCGAGGGUCAAGUCUGCUUUGGACAACUAUCCCGGACUUUUGAAGUACUACGGACUGAGUAAAAAUGAGCUCAAUUUGCUACUGCAGAGAUUUCUAAAGAACAGCACAGAGAUAGAAGAAGCUGAGCGGUGUAUUGUUGAGAACUACAGCGGAUACGUGCGGUCUUCUGAAGUAUACGAUGAAAUGAAGGUAAAUCCCAUGAACCAUGUUGUGUGUAGUGCGUGGUCUGUCCUGCAAUACAUCACUUGUGUGAAGAAAAUCAACGUCGCCAACAUAGGAGAGACUGAUGCUUUGUCUCUAACAUAUUUGUCUGUUAGAGAUCGCGCCAGAUUGAUUAAAACUUUUUAACAGGAAAUUUUAAAUUAUUA